This is a messenger RNA of Solanum tuberosum (potato), 1996 nucleotides long. RefSeq names its product mas-binding factor MBF2. The transcript is spliced from 9 exons. The record is from RefSeq and is a predicted model, not a curated record. NCBI's taxonomy places the organism in Eukaryota, Viridiplantae, Streptophyta, Magnoliopsida, Solanales, Solanaceae. Gene Ontology annotation, biological process: regulation of DNA-templated transcription; DNA-templated transcription. Bases 508 to 1608 code for a protein of 366 amino acids. Gene Ontology annotation, molecular function: DNA-binding transcription factor activity; sequence-specific DNA binding.
GGUUUGCUUAUUGGUGUUUCCAAACCUUGUUUUCUACAUUUAUUUUUGCCCCAUUUAUCGAUAUGUAGUUUAAGACUGUUGGUAUAUGCUAAUAAUACAGAGAGGUGAAAAAGGCUAUAAAAGUUGUUCGUAAUGCCUUGAAAUCUUGAAUUAGAUAUCGAAAAGCUACUGGAAUUCGAUGCCUGCACUUCUUACUUGUACAAGAACUUGCUUAUUUGUAGUCCUGUUGCAGCAAUGUGUCGUAGAUUAAGAUUAUUAGGAAAGCUUUCAGUCAAUUUCCCGUGUGGACGUGUUAUGAUGAUCAAAUCCUGUUGAAAUAUGACAUUAAGGGGAAUGUUCUAAGAAGUGGCGUGUGAUAGAUUAUAAGGCACAUUCUUCAUAUUAGCUAUAGUCGAGAGUAAAUAACAUGGAUUUUGAUAAUAUCAUGAGUUGAAUGUGGUACAUAGAUCUGACUAUAGUGUUUUGUUUGUCGAUCCAUUACCUCCAAAUCUAGUGCUUAAUGACUAUAUGUUACGAGAUGUGUCUUUCUCACAAGCUCUAUUACAAAGUUGCUAUUGUCAAUUUGCGGAAAGUGUUAGCUACCCAUCUACAUCAAUGCUAAAUUGUUCCGUACAAAUGAAUUCUUCAACAUACACUCCGUUUGUUGCCUCAAGAAGGAUGGGCAUAUGUGAGCCGAUCCAUCAAAUGGGCAUGUGGGAUGAUUUCAAUGCUAGUUGUCCGAGUACAUCGGCAACCAUGAUUCUAGAAGUUGAGAAAUGCCUAGAGGACCAGAUCCCUAUUAUGAUUGAGACAGAAGAUACUUCGCAUGGAACAGUAGGGACUUCUAAUAGAUAUGAAGCGGAAACAAGUAAACCCAUUGAGAAGGUACUUAGACGUCUUGCUCAAAACCGUGAGGCUGCUCGUAAAAGCCGUUUGCGGAAGAAGGCCUAUGUUCAGCAGUUAGAAAAUAGUAAAUUGAAGCUGAUUCAAUUGGAACAAGAACUAGAUCGGGCCAGAAAACAGGGUCUGCAUGUAGGUGCUGGUUUAGAUGCUAGCCAGCUAAGUUACUCUGGAACUGCUAGCUCAGGAACUGCUGUAUUUGAUACGGAGUAUGGUCAGUGGGUGGAAGAGCAAAAUAGACAAACAAAUGAUUUAAGGAAUGCUCUGCAUCAUUCUCAAAUUAGUGAAGCGGAAUUACGCAUUAUCGUUGAUGGUUGCCUGAACCACUACUUUGAGCUCUUCCGCGUUAAGGCUACGGCUGCUAAAGCUGAUGUCCUAUAUAUCAUGUCUGGCAUGUGGAAGACAUCAGCAGAACGCUUUUUUAUGUGGAUUGGGGGGUUUCGGCCAUCCGAACUUCUAAAGGUUCUCACACCACAUCCUGAGCUAUUGACAGAACAACAACUCCGGGAGGUUUGUAACCUCAGGCAAUCGUGUCAGCAAGCAGAAGAUGCCUUGUCACAAGGAAUGGUAAAACUUCAUCAGAUUCUUGGUGAGGCUGUUGCAGCUGGCCGAUUAGGUGAAGGGAAUUACUCUCUUCCGCAGAUGGGGCCUGCCAUUGAGAAGUUGGAAGCUCUUGUUAGGCAGAUCAUCUCCGCCAAGAAACACUUCAACAGAUGUCCCGCAUCCUGAAUACGCACCAAGCAGCUCAGGGCUUACUUGCCUUGGGGGAGUACUUUGAACAGCUUCGUGUUUUAAGCUCACACUGGGCUACCCGUCUUCAUGAGCCUGCCUAAUGAUGCAAUAGAAGAUCCCUUAGUACACCAUUCGACGAGUUUUGCCUUCAGAAAUUAUACUAUGUAAGCUAAAAUUUAGCUCUUGUUUAUGUCAAUAAAGCUCUCAAUAUGAAUGUAGGACAUUAAACUAGUUGUACAAAGGGUUUCCGAGAGUCUAUUGUGGCUUAUGUUUCCGAACAACUUUUGAACGCCAUGGAGAUGAGAAAUUGAUAUGUAAAUAACAUACGUCGAGCAAUGGCAUGUCUAAUAUCAUGUUGUGAUUUCUCGUGAGAAUGUUUUUCGAA